This is a messenger RNA of Lasiodiplodia theobromae, 843 nucleotides long. RefSeq lists its product as uncharacterized. The transcript has a single exon. The record is from RefSeq and is a predicted model, not a curated record. NCBI's taxonomy places the organism in Eukaryota, Fungi, Ascomycota, Dothideomycetes, Botryosphaeriales, Botryosphaeriaceae. Bases 1 to 843 code for a protein of 280 amino acids.
AUGAGUAAUCUCUUGAACGUCCUCAACGAAGGUUCAUCCACCCCGCCAUCAAAGAGCAGCUUCAACAACUCCAUCAGCCCCUCCACCAAUGACCAUUCGAGUGCUGCUGUGCAGAGUCCACACUUUCGCGGUCUUGAGAGAAUGUCCCUCGACUUCAUUGCGCCAGGCAGCCGCUCAGCCUCUCAUAGAGCCAGCCAGAACUUGUUCAGCUCAGCUAGCUAUAUCCACUACGGUCAUAGUGCAGAUUCCAACCACUCAUCGUCUUCUGCUCAUGGCAACCAUGUCCAGGCCCAUUAUUUUGACGCAUGUGACAACGUCUCUGCCCAGCACUCGUCAUGGACCUCGACCAAUUCGACAUCCAACUACGCGCGUCAAGGCACCACCGGGAGUACUAGCUACACUGAAAGCGAGUCAAUGGACACUUCGAACCACGACUCGCCUCCUACAAACCACCAGAGCUCUGCAAGUGGCUCAUCCAGGAACGGCCAUACCAAUACUUGUCGCGAGCCUCGCCAUGCAUAUGGUGAGGAAGAGCGUGCAUUCAUCAUGGUCUGCACCAUCUUGCGCGGUAUGGCCUGGAAGGAGAUCGAGAAAGAGUUUCGCGAGCGCUUUCCUGCUGGCCAGAAGCGACGUCACCAAGGAGAUGGCAUGCCACCGACGUACCCCGAGCAGGAGCGAACGACAAGUGGGCUUACUUGCGCCUACUAUCGCAUCCGGGAACAAUGGGGAAUUCCCAAGGUCCGCGGUAUUUCUGACGAGCAGAAGCCCGAGGUCAAGGCUAUUGUAAAGAAGACUAUUCUCAACAUGCAUGAUUUCCCGGACCUUCACAAACAUGCUCAGUAG